UUACAUAUGGUUAUGUGGGAAUGCCACUUCCAGCCAGGCAUUAUUCUGCACUUUGCUUAGUUUAGGGCGUUUGUCACAAUAUCUAUCAAUUAACCACUUCUUCAGCAAAAUAAUUUUACACAAUCACCCAUUUUAAUACAUGACAGCCAUUAUAGAUGUGGAAAAAAACAUGUUUUGUAAUAGCUCGGGUUGGGGCCACAAGCCUCGUUUUUUUUAUUACUUAGCUACAACGUUGUUGUGAUGGAGAACUCCUGUACAGUAGGUGGCGGUGUUAAACUUUAAUUGCACAGUCCAGCAUAAUGAUGAAAAGGAAAGAAUCACCGGCUACAAACAAAGCUAGCGAUGUUUCGUUUCUGAUAGGAUUGCGUUUAUUUUAAUAGCAAACUAGAUCCUGUAGAUUAUUAUAAUAUUAUAGAAAACACAAAGACUGUUUUCAUAUUGAAAAGGGACCAAAAGCGUCGGGGGACAAUGUCGGGUUCCGUGGUCGAGUUCCAGGCGCAGAUAGCCUCAAUCAUGGAGGUGCUAGCCAACGCGGCUGUUGCCGAAAUCUGCAAAGUUGUUGACGAUGGCUAUGCGGUUGUACACCUGAAAAUGUCCCAAAGCCACAAGGAGAACGAAUUUCUCCGGAGGAAAAUGAAAUUGAUGGAACUUCAGAUCGCGAGGUUUCGAUCAGAGAGAACAAAGUCUUCAGAGGGGUCCGUCCACAACCGCUUCCAUGGAAUACGCCUCAUAAACAGACACAACCAUCGUGAGACGGCAACGACAGGACCUACUUUGCAAAGCAGAGCCAGACUUUCCAACAGGAGUUUUGGGAACAGCAGUAUUCAAAGAGACAGACAGCCCAUAGACGUGGAUCAAGACGAUGUCUCUCCAUCAAAGCAUAUGGAUGCUACAAGUGAUGAGCAGUCAGCAGAGACAGAGGAAGGGGAACCAGACCUGCUGAUCAUCAAGGAUGAGGGAGUCGCAGACGACCAGAAAUCUAGGUCCAGCCACCCGGCCAGAACAGUGGAGGGCAGCAGAGAACUAACCACCCAAUCGGCUGCAGCGACCAGCAAGGAUCCCGCCUUCCAGCUCAGUGGCCCCAGAGGCAACAACUACAACAACACCGCUAUGGAGCAAUCAGCAGAGACAGAGGAAGGGCAACCAGACCUGCUGAUCAUCAAGGUGGAGGGAGAAGCAGAUGACCAGGACUCUAGGAUCAGCCACCCAGCCAGAACAGUGGAGGGCAGCAGGGAACUAACCACCCAACUGGCUGCAGCCACCACAGAGGACUCCGCCUUCAAGUCCAGUGGCCCCAGAGGCAACAACAAUUACAACAACAUCGCUAUGGAGGUCAGUGGAUCUGACGUCGUCUUCCAAUCAGAAACAGGGAAUGUGAACCAGGGACUCCAGCAGUACACAGGAUUUGAACCCAGAGCAGAGAGACCGAAUCUGGACACUAAGUGUGACAUGUACGGGGGCCUCAAUCUCCUAAGAGAUUCUUUAAACCAGGUGUGCAGAGAGGUAGUAGCGACUGAUAAUGGAGCAUCAGCUGCUCACACUAAAGUAAUGGACCUAGGGAAUGGCCCAGUGGGCCUAGAAACACAGAAUAGCUCAGACAUAGAAAUGAGAAGUGUAGGGUUAGAAAACCACAGGUUUUCCCCCAAGUCAUUCCAUUCUUCAUCAGAACAUGUGAUAGUGAUUGACUCUGUAUCCAGUGGACAGCAGGUAGAUAGAGAUUUUGAGUGGGGUCAGGUCAAUGGGACUGGAAAUACGCAGGGAGAGGGAGUGUUUGAGAGGAACGCACCUACGAUGGCAAGCCUCCAUAGACACUUUGAAAUACCAGGAAGAGGAGUUCAACAACCAGCUCAUACCUCACUUCCGGUCGGCCAUUUUAGACAAAGCGCCACAACUUCGUCUCACUCGAGUAAUCUUGCCACACACGUUAGACCGGACACCAUAGAGCGAUUGUACGGUUGCCUGAGCUGCCAUAAGAAGUUUGUCCACGAGAGUGACUUGCGGCAGCAUGUGGUCGUCCACAACAGAAAGCGGGCGUUCGCCUGCAACUUGUGUGAGAAGAGCUUUAUGUCCCGCACCGAUCUCCAAAUGCACCUGAAUGUCCACACUGGGGAGAAGCCCUUCAGUUGUACACAUUGCGGGCGCAGGUUUUCCCACUCCAGCAAUCUGAAAAGACAUCAGAAGCUUCAUCAUUGAGAAAUUGGACAGAAGUAAGAGAUUCCUAUUGAAAAAAGCUGUUCUAGCAAUAUCAUGAGUUCAAACUUGAUUUGUUCUACAGUGCAUUCGGGAAGUAUUCAAUCUAUACACACUACCCCAUAAUGACAAUACAAAACAGGUUAUACAUUUUUGUGUGUGUAUAUAUAUAUAAUAUAUAUAAAUAAAUAAAAACUGGAAAUAUUACAUUUACAUAAGUAUUCAGACAGUCUGUACUUUGUUGAUGCAUCUUUGGCAGCAAUUACAGUCUAAGUAUUCUUGGGUAUGGCGCUACAAACUCGGGGAGUUUCUCCCAUUCUUCUCUGCAGACCCUCUCAAGCUCUGUCAAGUUGGAUGGGGAGUGUCGCUUCACAGCUUUUUUCAGGUUUCUGCAGAGAUGUUUGAUAGGGUUCAAGUCCGGGCUCUGGCUGGGCUACUCAAGGACAUUGAGACUUGUCCCGAAGCCACUCCUGUGUUGUCUUGGCUGUGUGCUUAGUGUCAUUGUCCUGUUGGAAGGUGAACCUUCGCCCUAGUCAUGUCCUGAGCGCUCUGGGGCAGGUUUUCAUCAAGGAUCUCUCUGUACUUCGCUCCGUUCAUCUUUCCCUCAACCCUGACUAGUCUCCUUGUCACUGCCACUGAAAAACAUCCCCACAGCAUGAUGCUUCCACCAACAUGCUUUCCCAUAGUGAUGAGCAGUUUCUGGUUUCCUCCAGAUGGGAUGCUUGGCAUUCAGUCCAAAGAGUUCAAUUUUGGUCUCAUCAGACCAGAGAAUCUUGUUUCUCAUGGUCUGAGAGUUCAUUAGUUGCCUUUUGGCAAACUCCAACCGGGCUGUCAUGUGCCUUUUUACUGAGUGGCUUCCAUCUGGCCACUCUACCAUAAAAAGCCUGAUUGGUGGAGUGCUGAAAAGAUGGUUGUCCUUCGGGAAAGUUCUCCCAUCUCCACCGAGGAACUCUGGAGCUCUUUCAGAGUGAACAUCGGGUUGUUGGUCCCCUCCCUGACCAAGGCCCUUUUCCCCCAAUUUCUCAAUUUGACAUGGGGCGGCCAGCUCUAGGAAGACUCUUGGUGCUUCCAACUUCUUCCAUUUAAGAAUGAUGGAGGCCACUGUGUUCUUGGGGACCUUCAAUGCUGCAGAAUUUUUUUGGUAGCCUUCCUCAGAUUUGUGCCUCAACACAAACUUUUCUCGGAGGUCUACGGACAAUUCCUUCAACGUUAUGGCUUGAUUUUUGCUCUGACAUUCACUGUGAACUGUGUGACCUUUUAUACAGACAGGUGUGUGCCUUGCCAAAUCAUGUCCAAGAAAUUGAAUUUACCACAGGUGGACUCCAAUCAAGUUAUAGAAACAUCUCAAGGAUGAUCUAUGGAAACAGGAUGCACCUGAGCUCAAUUUCGAGUCUCAUAGCAAAAGGUCUAAAUACUUACAGUACCAGUCAAAAGUUUGGACACCUACUCAUUCAAGGGUUUUUCUUUAUUUUUACUUUUUUCUACAUUGUAGAAUAAUAGUGCAAACAUCAAAACGAUGAAAUAACACACACAUAUGGAAUCAUGUAGUAACCAAAAAAAAGUGUUAAACAAAUAUUUUAUAUUUGAGAUUCUUCAAAGUAGCCACCACGUGGCAUUCUCUCAAACAGCUUCACCUGGAAUGCUUUUUCAACAGUCUUGAAGGAGUUCCCACAUAUGCUGAGCACUUGUUGGCUGCUUUCACUUCACUCUGCAGUCCAGCUCAUCCCAAACCAUCUUUAUUGGGUUGAGGUCAGGUGAUUGUGGGGGCCAGGUCAUCUGAUGCAGCACUCCAUCACUCUCCAUGAUCAAAUGGCCCUUACACAGCCUGGAGGUGUGUUGGGUCAUUGUCCUGUUGAAAAACAAAUGAUUAGUCCCACUAAGUGCAAGCCAGAUGGGAUGGCUUAUCGCUGCAGAAUGCUGUGGUAGCCAUGCUCAUUAAGUGUGCCUUGAAUUCUAAAUAAAUCACAGACUGUGUCACCAGCAAAGCACCAUCACACCACCUCCUCCAAGCUUCACGGUGGGAACCACACAUGUGGAGAUCAUCAAAUUUGGACUCAUCAGACCAAAGGACAGAUUUCCAUCCGUCUAAUGUCCAUUGCUCAUGUUUCUCGUCCAAGCAAGUCUUCUUAUUAUUGGUGUCCUUUAGUAGUGGCUUCUUUGCAGCAAUUCGACCAUGAAGGACUGAUUCACGCAGUGUCCUCUGAACAGUUGAUGUUGAGAUGUGUCUGUUACUUGAAUUCUGUGAAGCAUUUAUUUGGGCUGCAAUUUCUGAGGCUGGUAACUCUAAUGAACUUAUCCUCUGCAGCAGAGGUAACUCCGGGUCUUCCUUUCCUGUGGCGUUCCUCUUGAGAGACAGUUUCAUCAUAGCGCUUGAUGGUUUUCCCACUGCACUUGAAGAAACUUUCAAAGUUCUUGAAAUUUUACGAAUUCACUGACCUUCAUCUGUAAUGGACUGUUGUUUCUCUUUGCUUAUUUGAGCUGUUCUUGCCAUAAUAUGGACUUGGUAUUUUACCAAAUAGGGCUAUCUCCUGUAUACCACCCCUACCUUGUCACUACACAAGUGAUUGGCUCAAACCCAUUAAGAAGGAAAGAAAUUCCACCAAAUAAUUUAACAAAACACACCUGUUAAUUGAAAUCCAUUCCAGGUGACUACCUCAUGAAGCUGGUUGAAAGAAUGUCAAGCAUGUGCAAAGCUGUCAUCAAGGCAAAGGGUGGCUACUUUGAAGAAUCUCACAUAAAAUAUAUUUUGAAUUGUUUAACACUUUUUUUGGUUACUACAUGAUUCCAUAUGCGUUAUUUCAUAGUUUUGAUGUCUUCACUAUUAUUUUACAAUGUAGAAAAUAGAACAAAUAAAGAAAAACCCUGUAAUUUUGUUUUUAUUUAACUAGGCAAGUCAGUUAAGAACAAAUUUUACCCCGAACUCAGACAACGCUGGGCUAAUUGUGCACCGCCCUAUGGGACUCCCAAUCACGUCCGGUUGUGAUACAGCCUGGAAUCAAACCAGGGUCUGUAAUGAUGUGUCUAGCACUGAGAUGCAGUGCCUUAGACCGCUGCACCACUCAGGAUUCCCCAUCGGGAAUGAGUAGGUGUGUCCAAACUUUUGACUGGUACUCUAUGUAAAUAAGUUAUUUCUGUUUUAUUUGUAUACAUUUGUGAAAAUGUCUCUUUGUCAUUAUGGAGUUGUGUGUGUAGAUUGACAAGAAAAAUAGCUUGUCAUCCGUUUUAGAGUAAGGCUGUAACGAAACAAAAUGUGGAAAAAGCAAAGGGAAGACUUUCCCAAUCCAGUGUAUGUCUUCAGGAUGUUAUCCCAGGUCUCUUAUGUUUUAUAAUACACCACGUGGUUCAUAUUUUACAUUAUCUGCAUACACUUCAACCUUCUCUUAUCCACUGUAUGUCUUCAGGAUGUUAUCCCAGGUCUCUUAUGUUUUAUAAUACACCACGUGGUUCAUAUUUUACAUUAUCUGCAUACACUUCAACCUUCUCUUAUCCACUGUAUGUCUUCAGGAUGUUAUCCCAGGUCUCUUAUGUUUUAUAAUACACCACGUGGUUCAUAUUUUACAUUAUCUGCAUACACUUCAAUUUUUUUGCAGACCCCCCCUGCAGUUUUUGUUGAUCAAUUCCUAUAAUAUAAUCAAUAAAUAAUAUUCUCACAUUGACCCUAAAUAUACCGAAAAGAAAAAAAGGCAACAUGUAAAGUAUUGGUCCCAUGUUUCAUGAACUGAAAUAAAAGAUCCCAGAAAUUGUUC
Molecule: messenger RNA, 5936 nt
Organism: Oncorhynchus nerka (sockeye salmon)
Lineage: Eukaryota; Metazoa; Chordata; Actinopteri; Salmoniformes; Salmonidae
Product: gastrula zinc finger protein 5-1-like
Exons: 4
Coding region: 469-2193 (574 amino acids)
Biological process (GO): regulation of transcription by RNA polymerase II
Cellular component (GO): nucleus
Molecular function (GO): DNA-binding transcription factor activity, RNA polymerase II-specific
Source: RefSeq, a predicted model, not a curated record